GAGGCUGGGGCUGGUGACCCAGGCUGGAGGGGAAGAUGGCGGCGGAGAGACAGUCUCCGCUAUUGGCGGGUGUACGGCCCGUCGACUUCGAGGUGCUGGAGGAUGGCAAGAACGUCUUUGCUAGUCCCGUGUCCACUUUGGAGUCAAGUCCUUCAUCUCCAGAGCCAGCAAGUCUUCCUGCAGAAGACCUCAGCACAAACUUUAAUGGUCCAAAGCCAGCAGAAGUCAUGCCAGAUGAUGAUAGAGAAGACCUUUUUGCUGGUAACUGCUUUUUUUCUUCUAAUGUAGCUGCAUAGACUCUUUUCCUCUUGGACUUAAAGGGGUGUGCUUUUGUGAGGAGGAGGAGGAAAAUCUUUUUAUGCUGUAAAAGGUAAUUUCCAUGUCUGUAAGGAAAUAUGAAGCAGUACCCUUGCAAUGGAAACUCUGAUUUUAAGCUUAAGCAAUUUAAUAUUGUUGUAAAUCUUAUACCAUUGUUCAACCUGUUGAAGAUAUACUUUCUGGAAAAUUCAUUAAGUAAUGUUUUCCUUUGGAUAUUAGGAGUAUCACUAGUCUCUGUCGAUCAUUCUUUAUUGGAUUCAGUGAUCACCUAUUUAAUCGAAGUCCUAUGAUCUUCUGCAAUUAUACUGUCAAAU
Molecule: messenger RNA, 632 nt
Organism: Harpia harpyja (harpy eagle)
Lineage: Eukaryota; Metazoa; Chordata; Aves; Accipitriformes; Accipitridae
Product: sorting nexin-2-like
Exons: 2
Coding region: 36-296 (86 amino acids)
Biological process (GO): intracellular protein transport
Source: RefSeq, a predicted model, not a curated record